Messenger RNA from Aphidius gifuensis, 2706 nucleotides. RefSeq lists its product as uncharacterized. The record is from RefSeq and is a predicted model, not a curated record. The coding region runs from base 1000 to 1791 and encodes 263 amino acids. The transcript is spliced from 2 exons. NCBI's taxonomy places the organism in Eukaryota, Metazoa, Arthropoda, Insecta, Hymenoptera, Braconidae.
AGUAGUGAAGCAAGGCGGAUCCUGGGACAGUUUGAUAUCAAACCCCCACUCCGGCCCAAUUAAACCCCCACCAGGCUCCGAUUAAAUUCCCCCUCUAUGUUAGUAUGUCAGCCAUUUUGUAUAUUGGUAACGUGGAGAGUUGGUAUAUCUAUAUAUUCAAAAGUCGGCCAUUUUGUAUAUCGGUAACGUAGGGAGUUGGUAUAUCUAUAUAUUUGAAUUUGAUUCUAUAUGUCAGCCAUUUUGUUUAUCGAUAAUGUGGUAAGUUACUAUAUUUACAUGUUUGAAAUAUCGGCCAUUUUGAAUAUGAUUUAAAUUAAAAAACUCAAUUAUUAUUUUGAUUCAAAAUGGUUAAAUAGACUUGAAAUUUUGUUUUUCUCACAGUAGAGAUUUUGUCAUUCAGGCAAGAUGACUGUAGAUGUUUUCGGUCGUCAACUGCCAAAAAGUAUAGUUAAAAGUAAUACAAUAAAUAGUGUUGGUGUUCGAGGUCCGACGGGUGAGGGCUUUAAGCUAACAAAGGAUAAACAAUAUGAUAUAAACCAUAAACGUUUGUGUAAUGUCGGAGAUCCGCUAAAUGCAAACGAUGCUGCAUCAGUUAAAAUUGUUCGCGAAAUGAUUCAAGAAGAAACGCGAGUGAUAUAUCAUCAGACUGCAUCAUUGAAAGAUAGUUGUGAAAAUAAUAGCAUUAUGAUUGGCGGACUCGAAUCAGCUUUUCACGAUCAUAAAAAUGAACAUUCUAUAAAUGUUGAUGCAGAUUCAAUUUAUCAGAGCAAAAAUUUUUUUCAACUCAUAGAAUCUAGAGUUAGCACACUGGAAACUAUGUACAAACGAAUUUCCGAUGUAGUCGAAAAAUUAGAUAAUAAGAAAAUUUUAUAGAAGGGGAAGGUUGAUUUUGAAAAUUGUAGUGGGGGAGCUAGCAUCAGGCAACACUCAGAACCAUAUAUAUUUUGCCAGUUGUAAAAAACGAACUCGACAGUCAAGAUCGCAGUUGAAAAAAUUAAAAUGGCCAUUUUUGUUGAUUUUCAAGGAUUCAAUGAUUCAAUUUUUAUUAUCAAAGAACUUGCAAUUAGUAAUGCAAACUCAAAGCUAGCAAGUGAAACUAUCAUUUUUGCUGCACCAUGUGGAAAAGAAAAUUUAACGAAUGAGUAUUGGAAGACUAUUGAAAAAACUGUGACUAAUGUGCAUGGAAUUUUAUGGAGUGCUGGGGAUGUUGACUAUCGUGAAGUAUCAAAUAUAAUUAAUGAAAAACUAGGUGGUGAUUUGGAAUAUAUCUAUGUAAAAGGUGCUGAGAAAAAAAAAUGGCUAUCAGAAAUCUUGAAAUCACAGACUGCAACAAUCAUCAACCUUGAUGAUCUUGAUUGUCCACCAGAUGAAAAAUUAUAUAAUCUACCAACAUUGAGGCAUAUGAAUUGUCAUACAGAAUGCAUUAAUUAUAUUUGUGCUGCUGAAAAUGUAAAUCGAUACAAAUAUUGGUUUGCUAGAGCCUUUACAUUUCGACCAUCUCUUCGCAAGUCUAUCAUGUUCUAUAGUAUUGUCGAAAAUUUGGCGGAUAUGUCUGCUAAAGAUAUUGCGCUGAUUCCAACAAUGGCAAUCAUCAAAUUUUCCGCUCAUGAAAUAGAUAAAGUCUGGGAUAAGCUGUCUGAAAACCAGAAACAAAAUCCUCACGUUUCAGGAUUGCGCAGAUGUACCAAGCAUUCAAUUGAUUGUGGAGAUGGUGAUAUAGCUGGAUGUUUUUUUUAUUCACUAAUAAAGACUGUGAGAAAUGUGCUGCAGAGCAAUCUUCUACUAAAAUGAUCAUGUAAAAAUUAAUAAAUAAAUGAAAAUUUAAAACGAUGAAAAAUUGUGUUGGAAUGUAUAUUUAUUCCUUUUUAAUAUUCAAAUUAUAAAAUAAGGUUAGCAUUAGAAUUCCUUAAAACCAAGUUUAAACAUGUUUAAACACAUGUUCAGGCAAGUUUAAACAUGCUCAGACAUGUUUGAGGAGUUGGACAGCUGCAAAUAGUAAAUAAGUUUUAUUAUUAUCAUGUAUAAAUAUUAACUUACAAUCAUCCAAAACUUUUUCAACGAAACACAUGACUCAUUACAAAUAAUGAAUCAGCCAAAUAAUAAUCUUGAAUGAUUAUUCAGCCUCUAACAGCAAAAAUUUUUAGAAAAGUGACUCACAAAAAAAAAAUAUAAGCCUAACCUAACCUAAGAAGCAUUUAAAGUGGGGAUCGUUGAAAGUGGGGGAUCGAUUUUCCUUUAAAAGCUGCUGCCCAGAGCUGUAGAGCCACAGAUCUCAUCGAACCUUCUGAGCUAGCAUCUCCAAGACAGUAAAAAUAAAAUUGGCAACAUGGACAAAUUAUAUGCAGAAAUGAACACUAUUGGAGUAACACCAUAUCCUGCUACUAUCCCAAUCAAAAAGAUUGAAUUUGAUUACUUAUAUCGUGUGACAAAUGUAAGACAAGUUCGAACACCAUAUGGAGAUUCUAUCAUAUUGGAAUUGGAGCGCAAAAUUUCAGUAUUUCUACCAAAAAGACUUAGCAAUUUCAUCACACAGAAUUCAACAAUUUUACCAGAGUUACUUAAAGAUGCUCUCUCUGGAGAACUUAGAUUCGUCAGACAUGGAUCAAACCAUUUUGGAUUCGAGAAACAAAAACAAAACAACAUUGAAAUGCUUGAUUAAGGAGUAAAUGUAUAAAUAAUGUUAAUAAAUAUAUAUAUUAAAUACAA